Molecule: messenger RNA, 336 nt
Organism: Cooperia oncophora
Lineage: Eukaryota; Metazoa; Nematoda; Chromadorea; Rhabditida; Trichostrongylidae
Source: the annotation of a GenBank genome assembly
GAGGCUGAGUUCCAAGCAAAACGGGAGAAAAACAUCAAAGAACGCAAAAAGGCGAUAUGUCGCGUCUUGUCGAAGCGUGAACAGUACCGGCUCAAGAAGGCUCUUGGACAAGCGGCUAGCAGUAUGACGAUUGGGUUAGAGUCAUGGUUCCACAAUUUUUCCCAGUUCAUCCAAAGAGCCAGCACACCUGAAUCACUGGCUGAUAUUCCUCGACCGUACCUGGAAUACUCUAUAUGGGGACUGUUCAAAGGAGCAGAAAUCACAAGCGUUUUAGGUAGGUGUUUUAGCUAUAUUAUUCUCCCAAUUGAAGGGAAAUUCAUUUUGGCGGCCUUCUGA